AUGGGUAUGGACAAAGAGACAAAUGUCGGGACCGCGAGUCCAGUCUCGGAGGAGGCAGCAGAAGUGGGCUCCCUUCGAGGCUCCAUCCGAGAGCUCAAGUCGCUGCAUGUGGACGGUCUUGACCCGGUGUUUGAGCAUCAAGCUCGACUCGUAAACCAUGCAGUCCAGACCAUUGGCAUGGGCAAGUACCAAUGGGCCCUGUUCGUCCUUUGUGGAUAUGGUUGGCUUUGCGAUCAACUCUGGCAAACUACCGUCUCAGACGCCCUUGCCCAGGUGGCCGUUGAAUUCACUCCAAAGCAUUCGGCGUUCUUGUCUCUCGCUUUGAUCGCUGGAUUGGUUGUUGGAGCAACUUUCUGGGGACUUGGAUGUGAUUUGAUUGGAAGACGACUCGCAUUCAAUCUGACCUUGCUGUUUGCUGGAGUAUUCGGCACCGCGGCGGGAGCUGCCAACAGCUUCGUGUCUUGUGCUGUUCUGGUCUCCUUUUGCGGCUUUGGUGUUGGAGGAAACUUGCCCGUCGACUCUGCCGUCUUCCUCGAAUUCCUUCCUGGUACUCACCAGUACCUCCUCGAGAUUCUGGCCGUCUGGUGGUCCAUUGGUCAAGCUAUCCCAGCAGGAGCCGCCUGGGGCUUUCUCCCCAACUUCUCGUGCAGCGCCGAUACUCCAGUCGGCCAGUGCCACAAGAAGGACAACAUGGGAUGGAGAUACUUGAUGUACACCAUGGGUGGUAUCACCCUGGCUGCCUUCUUCGCUCGAUUCGUCUUCUUCAAACUCCGUGAAAGCCCACGAUAUCUGAUCGGUCAAGGACGGUAUCAGGAGGCCAUCGACGUGCUCAACGACGUUGCCAAAUACAACGGUACCACGCAGCCCCUGACUGUGGAGGACCUGCUGCAAGUCGAGAGAGACUAUGCGAAUGUCGGACACCCUGCAGCUGUCAAGCGACCAACCUCCUGGGAACGCACCGUGGCACAGUUCCGACCCGGUGGCUUCAAACACAUUCGAGCCCUAUUCUCGACCAAGAAGGUUGCCUAUAGCACCUCGCUAAUCAUAUUGGUAUGGGGCAUGAUAGGAUUAGCUUCUCCUCUCUAUGCAAACUUUCUCCCAGAAUAUCUGGCGUUGCAUGGUGCACAGAGCGGCUCGAAUAGCAUCGGCAUCACGUACCGCAACAACUUCAUCAUCAUCGCAUGCUCGAUUCCUGGUACUCUGAUGGCAGGGUGGUUUAUCGGACUGCCAUAUAUUGGCAGAAGAGGCACGCUCGGGAUCUCGCUGAUCUUGACUUCCGUCUUCCAGUUUGCCUUUACAGCGGCGAGGACGCAAGCCUCAAUCCUUGCGUUCAACUGCAUAACCAGCUUUGUGUCGUACAUCAUGUGGGGAGCUCUGUACUGUUACACCCCGGAAGUCAUUCCCAGUGUUCAUCGAGGAACGGGCUGCGGUUUGGCGGCAGCUUUCAACCGUAUCUGUGGUCUCAUGGCACCCAUCAUCGCAACUUAUGUUGGCUACACAAACACACCCAUCUUCGUCUCGGCGAGUUUGUAUAUCGUUGCCGGGUUGAUCAGCUUUAUCUUCCCAUAUGAGACAAGCGGAAAGGCAAGUCUGUAAGCGCAAUUUGCGAUGCACUGGAG
Cladophialophora immunda is the source of this 1619-nucleotide messenger RNA. RefSeq lists its product as uncharacterized. Lineage: Eukaryota; Fungi; Ascomycota; Eurotiomycetes; Chaetothyriales; Herpotrichiellaceae. Gene Ontology annotation, biological process: transmembrane transport. The transcript has 7 exons. Gene Ontology annotation, molecular function: transmembrane transporter activity. The record is from RefSeq and is a predicted model, not a curated record. Bases 1 to 1596 code for a protein of 531 amino acids.